AUGACUGAUAAGAGGAAGGAUAACUUACCAUGGGUUGAAAAGUAUAGACCUGAUUCAUUGGAUGAAGUGUUUGGUCAGCAAGAUAUUGUUGAUACCGUUAAGAAAUUCGUCCAUGAAGGUAGAUUACCUCAUUUAUUAUUCUAUGGUCCACCAGGGACAGGUAAAACGUCUACUAUAAUAGCAUUGGCCAAAGAAAUUUAUGGAAGUAAUUAUCGAAAUAUGGUAUUAGAAUUAAAUGCCUCUGAUGAUAGAGGGAUUGACGUGGUUCGUAAUCAAAUUAAGAAUUUUGCUUCUACUCAACAAAUAUUCAGUAGAGGGUUUAAAUUAAUUAUAUUGGAUGAAGCUGAUGCUAUGACUGCUGUAGCUCAAAAUUCGUUAAGAAGAAUUAUUGAAAAAUAUACUAAGAAUACAAGAUUUUGUAUCUUAGCUAACUAUUCACAUAAAUUGAAUCCAGCUCUUUUAUCAAGAUGUACCAGAUUUAGGUUUAACCCAAUUAGUGAAAAGGCUAUUCGAGAAAGAAUGUCAAAUGUGAUCAUCAAAGAGAAUUUAAAAAUUUCACCAGUAGCUGAAUCAGCAUUAUUAAAGUUGAGUAAAGGAGAUAUGAGAAGAGCAUUAAAUGUAUUACAAGCUUGUAAAGCUGCUACAUCUGAUGAUGAAGAGAUUAAUGAAGAUAUGAUCUAUGAAUGUGUAGGAGCACCUCAUCCACAAGAUAUUGAAACUGUCUUGGAUUCAAUUUUAAAAGAUGAUUGGACUACCGCAUAUCAAACGAUUAAUAAAUAUAAACAAGUUAAAGGGUUAGCAUUGAUAGAUUUAAUUAGUGGAUUCAUUGAAAUAUUAAAUCGAUAUCAAUUGAAAGCUACUACUAGAAUUGAAAUAUAUAAAGGUUUAAGUGAUAUUGAAUAUGGUAUUUCAAAAGGUGGCAAUGAAAAAAUUCAAAGUAGUGCCGUUAUUGGAGUAAUUAAAGAUGCUUUAGAAUGUGAAGCAAAGUAA
Molecule: messenger RNA, 990 nt
Organism: Scheffersomyces coipomensis
Lineage: Eukaryota; Fungi; Ascomycota; Pichiomycetes; Serinales; Debaryomycetaceae
Gene: RFC3
Product: replication factor C subunit 3
Exons: 2
Coding region: 1-990 (329 amino acids)
Biological process (GO): DNA-templated DNA replication; DNA repair
Cellular component (GO): Elg1 RFC-like complex; DNA replication factor C complex; Rad17 RFC-like complex
Molecular function (GO): ATP binding; DNA clamp loader activity; ATP hydrolysis activity
Source: RefSeq, a predicted model, not a curated record